AUGGCUUUUGCACUGCCGCAUCUUUUAUGCUUCCUAGUUUUCCUUCAACAAUUGCCAAUUUUCACCACUGCUCAAAAUAUAUCUUUGGGCACAUCCCUGACUGCAAAACCGGGCAAUAGCUCUUUUUGGGCCUCACCAUCUGGGGAAUUUGCUUUCGGUUUCCAAGAAAUUGGUAACCAUGGUUUCCUACUAGCCAUUUGGUUCAACAAAAUAGCAGAAAGAACUAUUGUCUGGUCAGCCAAUGGCAACAGUCUAGUGCAAAAGGGAUCCAGAGUUCAACUAACUAGUGAAGGCAAGAUUAUGCUCAACGAUGCAGCGUCAGGCAAGCAAACACUGAUUGCUGAUUCCACUGCGAAUGAAGUUGCAUAUGCAGCCAUGCUCGACACGGGAAAUUUUGUGCUGGCUAACAAAAAUUCAGCCAAUUUGUGGCAGAGUUUUGAUCAUCCCACGAAUACAAUCCUACCUACACAGACUUUAUAUCAAGGCACCACACUCUUUGCUCCCUAUACGGCAUCAAAUUACUCGAAAGGAAGAUUCAUGUUUACAUUAGAAGCUGGUGGAAAUCUCUUGCUUUACACUACGCAUUUCCCAUUAGAUACGGCCAAUGCUGCUUAUUGGUCAAGCGAAACUGAGGGUACCGGCUUUCAGGUCGUCUUUAACCAGUCUGGCUCUAUUUUUCUUACUUCAAGGAAUGGAAGCAUACUUACUGUGGUAGUAAACAAUACAGUUCCAUUGCCAGGUUUCUACCGCAGAACAACUAUCGACUAUGAUGGAGUAUUGAGGUACUAUAUCUACCCGAAAAGCAGUAACUCGAGUGAAGGAGUGUGGCAGAUGGCUUGGUCCACAUUGUCCUUCAUACCUUCAAACAUCUGUGUCAACAUUUCGUACUAUAAAGGUGGUGGUGCGUGUGGUUUCAACAGCUUAUGCAGAAAUGACCAGAAACCGAGUUGCCAAUGCCCAAAUGGUUAUGUCUUUGUUGAUCCUGAUGAUGUGAUGAGAGGAUGCAAGCAGAACUUUCGUCCACAAAGUUGUGAUGAGGUCCCAUCGAUGGAGGAAUUUUAUUUUGAAGAAAUGCAAAACACAGAUUGGAAGGAAUCUGAGUACGAGAAGUACACGCCAGUGACUGAAGACUGGUGCAGGCAAGCUUGCCUAGCUGAUUGUUUCUGUGCCCUUGCCAAUUUCAGAAACGGGGAUUGUUGGUUAAAGGGAAUGCCUCUUCGGAAUGGGAGGAUCGACCCUAGCAGUGGUGUGAAAGCUCUCAUCAAAAUAAGGAGAGACAAUUCCACUUUGAAACUGCCACAUUCACCACAUUCAAGAACAAAACGCAACUCAACUCUCUUGCUCGUUGGAUCGGUGCUGUUGAGUAGCUCCGGGUUCUUAAACUUCCUCUUAGUGUUAAUAACCUAUUUGGUUGUUUCCGGUACUUACCGUAGAAGACCAAACAUGAUUCAACCUUACACAGUCUUGCCGGGUAUGAACCUGAUUUGUUUCAGUUAUGAGGAGCUAAACAAAGCUACCAUUGGAUUCAAGGAAGAACUCGGUCGUGGUGCUUUUGGAACAGUUUUUAGAGGAGUUUUAGUGUCUGAGAAAUGCGUAGCUGUCAAAAGACUGAACAAUAUGGUUAAAGAAAGCGAGUUAGAAUUCAAAGCUGAAUUGAGUGCAAUUGGCAGAACAAAUCACAGAAACCUAGUUCAACUACUAGGGUUCUGCAAUGAAGGGCAGCACCGAAUUCUUGUGUAUGAGUUCAUGAGCAAUGGUUCUCUAGCAAGCUUCCUCUUUGGAAAGUCAAGGCCGAAUUGGUACCGAAGGAAGGAGAUUGCCUUGGGAACUGCUAGAGGGCUCUUGUAUUUGCAUGAGGAGUGCAGCAACCAAAUCAUACAUUGCGACAUUAAGCCUCAAAAUAUUCUCCUAGAUGACUCUUUCACGGCAAGAAUUUCCGACUUUGGAUUAGCCAAGCUUUUGAAAACGGACCAGACUCGAACUACUACGGGAAUCAGAGGGACAAAAGGGUACGUUGCCCCCGAAUGGUUUAAAAACAUGCCGAUCACAACCAAGGUGGAUGUUUACAGCUAUGGCAUUUUGUUACUGGAGAUUAUUUUUUGCAGAAAGUACUUUGAAGCAGAGGCAGAGAAUGAACAACAAAUGAUACUAGCGGAUUGGGCUUAUGAUUGCUACGCGGAGAAGAAGCUGCAGUUACUUUUGGAGAAUGACGAUGAGGCAAUGCACGACAUCGACAAGAUGGAGAAGUACGUGAUGAUCGCAUUGUGGUGUAUUCAGGAGGAUCCGUCAUUGAGACCCACCGCCAAGAAACUCGCCCUGAUGCUCGAAGGAACUCUUCAAGUCUCAGUUCCACCAGACCCGUCCUCAUUCACAAGUUCAAUAGUGUAA
Messenger RNA from Rosa chinensis, 2388 nucleotides. RefSeq names its product G-type lectin S-receptor-like serine/threonine-protein kinase LECRK2. Gene Ontology annotation, molecular function: ATP binding; protein serine/threonine kinase activity. The coding region runs from base 1 to 2388 and encodes 795 amino acids. Gene Ontology annotation, biological process: protein phosphorylation. The record is from RefSeq and is a predicted model, not a curated record. The transcript has a single exon. Lineage: Eukaryota; Viridiplantae; Streptophyta; Magnoliopsida; Rosales; Rosaceae.